Messenger RNA from Exophiala viscosa, 1734 nucleotides. RefSeq lists its product as uncharacterized. The transcript has a single exon. The record is from RefSeq and is a predicted model, not a curated record. Lineage: Eukaryota; Fungi; Ascomycota; Eurotiomycetes; Chaetothyriales; Herpotrichiellaceae. Bases 97 to 1527 code for a protein of 476 amino acids.
AAUCGUCUUUCGUCUUCCCCCACGGCAUUGAGGACUUUACACACCAGGUCACCUGUAGCCCUGCUCGAGAUACUUUCCUUGCAGAAGUCCAUCAAAAUGUCAUGGACACAGAGCACACCCGGCCUCUACCAACGUCCACUAAGGGGCUCGGAAGCGGGCUUAGCUUCUAUUGUCACAAGUGAACGACCAUUCGCUCGCGAGCCGAUCAAAAUCCAUGCCAUCGCCCAGCUCACUGCGCGGCAUGCACCUCAUAAAGUCAUACAGGCUCUCAAAGAUGCCUGGAUCGCUUUACGAUUGCUCAAGUCUCCGGACAUAGCCACUACAGUGACCAAUGAGGUCAAGCAAUACCAGAUCCCUUCUCCCGCGGAUCUCGAAGCAUGGCUGGACCGUACCUUCAUCGUCUCUCCAUCAGGAGCAUCCGUACAAAGCGCUAUCCGAGCCAUGCAACAGCAUCUGGAAUUAUUGCCAAUAUGCCAGGUCCUGUCUUACUCUACAAAUGACGAAACCUUCAACGGUACCCUGAUUCUAUACAUCAGCCACUGGCGGACCGAAGCUGCCGGCGCCUUCAAAAUUGUCAAUCACGUCUUCGACUACGCGGCAGACCUUUUGACGGGCACGAAAACCCGCGAGGCUUUGUCCGACUACACGCCUGGAAGCGAGGUGCCCCUUCUGACACCCGCGGUCGAGGACAUGCUCAUGCCAACUGCAACCACCACGCCCGAGUCCAAAGCUCGCGUCGAAAAGCACUUUGACAAUUACUACUCCAAACUCCCGUGCAUCGACUUUCCCAUGCAAGGCGACGAGUCCGACCCUUUUUCAACCGUCAAGGUGCACAGACGCCUGUACAUUCCAUCCUCGACAUCGAGCCUCAUACGUGGCUGCAAAGCGAAGGGUAUCUCAAUCACAUCGGCAAUCCACUCGGCUUACCUCGGCGCCGUAUGGGCUUUGGCCGACGACCCUGCCAAGCGCAAACGCAACUACGCAUCCCUGAUGCCGGCACAGGUCCGCACGCGGCUUCCCAAUGCAUCGCCGUUCCGUGAUCAAGGCUGCUGGAGCGCCGCUCAGAUGCUCAUGUUGACCCUACCUCCAGGUCAAGACUUCUUGACCCGCGCCCAGAAUCUGCGCGGCCAAUACCAGCUCGCCGAUCAAGAGAGAUGGCUUUACGAAGACGCGUGGGAAAUCAGUGCCCAGGUCGUUCAAAUGGACGUCAAAACGCCGCCAGACCAACCUGCUUCGGUGCCAUGGUUCACGGGUCUGGGCCUGUUGGACGGAGAGAUCAUCGUUGCCGAGCACGGAGACGGGGCCAUCACGGUCAAGGAUCUUGACGGGUGGGCUGAUCCGCUUGCUCCAGGGAUCGUGUUGAGACUGUGGACGUUCAGAGGGAGGUUGAAUAUUCACGUUGUGUGGAAUGCUGCGUACCAUGAUGACAGGGUGAUUCGGACGUUGAUGGAUGCUAUUGACAAGACAUUGGCCGAAGAGCUUGGUGUCGUAGUUGACAUCGAGGAGGCGAAGGAGGAAGAAUUUUAGAUGCCGGCCUAAUCUGGUCAGGACCCGGAUUGACUGGCCCCAACUUCGCGGUAUGCGGUGACUUUGAUCCUCGGAGGUUCUGCAAGAUUGUCUGGAUUCCGGACUCGAACGAGAGAGAAACUGCUGAAACAUUCAGGAGACAUCGGGGCGACUCACUUUGGGUUUCGAGGAAGAAAACAUCAGGCCUCAGAUGAACCAGCCGUCCAG